This is a messenger RNA of Phytomonas sp. EM1, 1089 nucleotides long. Lineage: Eukaryota; Euglenozoa; Kinetoplastea; Trypanosomatida; Trypanosomatidae. The record is from the annotation of a GenBank genome assembly.
AUGUCUUUUGUAGACAAUGGCGAGGGUUUGCUGCGUAUUGCACGUAGCCCCCAGCUUUCGCCCGAGGCGGCGCAGGUGUUCAACCCGGAGACGACGCCCUCCGCAGUGCGGAAAGAAGUCGCUGAAGAGAUCCGUUCGAAUGCUGAUGAAGGGAAUGUAGGGUUGCAGGGUGAUAAGGAGAAGGGAUCGUCAAAUUCACAAAGCGUCAUGAUUCACGUCGGCGCCGCCCAGAACAGCAACACUCCCGUCGAAACCAACCGUCCUGAAGCGCAUCUAUUAGAAACGGGUGCAAAGUGUGGGUCUCGUAAACGGGCCCUAGGAAAUUUUCGCAAGGUGGGCUGCUUGUUUUGUACUAAAGAUGCCUGGCAUGCAUAUAUACUCGCUUUCAUGGCACUUCUUGAGGGCAUUGUGAUUAUCUUAUUUGUGCCGCCCAGUGGUGAACUGCUUAGCUACUUUGUUAUAGGGUUGCUUCUAAUUGGCUCAUUGGUGUGUUUGCUCCUUUCGGUGUGGUUGGAUCCUGGGAUCGUGCCGCCCGCGCCGGCAACGGCCACACCGAAAGCACCGGAGAUACGCACGAUAAACGGGACCAAAGUUUUGUGCAAGAUAUGCCCAACAUGCCACAUCAUCCGCCCGCCGCGCAGCACACACUGCCAGUUCUGUGAUGUUUGUAUGGAGGAGUUUGACCACCACUGCGGCUUCAUAGGAAGCUGUGUUGCGAAGCGAACCUAUCGCUUUUUUGCUGGCUUCUUUAUUCUUCGGUCAUGUAUGGUAAUUUAUACUAUUAUACGAAGCUUCCUUAGACUGUUUACCUCUAAGAGAAAGGAUUCUCUGGCAGCAGACUGUAACUCCUGGAUUGUGAUAAUCCUAUGUCUCAUUGUUUCGUUAACGGAAGCCACUUGUGUUUUACCCAUGUCGUUUAUCUAUAUCAAAAUGGCGCUUCUGAAGACAACCCAGAAGGAAUCGGCGCGGGGCCCCUCCGGUGUGUGCGUGCGAAACCACCCCUACAGUAAAAACCUCUGCUACGAUUGUCUCAAGCGAUUCUUUGGGCCACUCGGCAGAAGCUACAUUGAAAGUGAUUAUUAUGUAUAA